AUGGCCGGCAUAUUUCUUCGCAAUCGAGCCCUCUUUGCCGUUAGCUUCCUCGCCGCGGCCGCCACCACCAUGGCGUUCAAGUACAAGUCCGACGCCUACCGCUCCAACGAGAUUGCCCAGCAGCAGCGCAAGGCCCCCAACGGCUAUGUGAGCGUCGACCGAAGCGGUGGCGGCAUCUAG
This is a messenger RNA of Beauveria bassiana ARSEF 2860, 180 nucleotides long. RefSeq lists its product as uncharacterized. Bases 1 to 180 code for a protein of 59 amino acids. Lineage: Eukaryota; Fungi; Ascomycota; Sordariomycetes; Hypocreales; Cordycipitaceae. The transcript is spliced from 2 exons. The record is from RefSeq and is a predicted model, not a curated record.